Messenger RNA from Perkinsus marinus ATCC 50983, 726 nucleotides. RefSeq lists its product as hypothetical. NCBI's taxonomy places the organism in Eukaryota, Perkinsozoa, Perkinsida, Perkinsidae. The transcript has 5 exons. The record is from RefSeq and is a predicted model, not a curated record. Bases 1 to 726 code for a protein of 241 amino acids. Gene Ontology annotation, cellular component: mitochondrion. Gene Ontology annotation, molecular function: amidinotransferase activity.
AUGUCCCAUCCAUUUUCGGAGUUUUUGCCUUGGCCCACCGGUCCGAAGUUGAAGAGUUUCAUCGACCGCUGCAACGAGGAGCUCGACGGCCUCAAAGAAGUUCUCGAGUCUGAAGGUGUUAUCGUGAGACGCCCCGAUCCUGCGUGCUGUGAUUUCAACGUCCGCACCAAGACACCCGAUUUUGAGAGCCCGAACCAAUACUGCGCUGUCUGUCCUCGUGACGUCAUUUGUACGAUCGGCAAUGAAAUUUUAGAAGCCACUAUGAGCAAGAGAUCUCGUUAUUUCGAGUACCGCCCAUACCGUAAACUCUGCCGUUACUACUUUGACAACGACCCCAAAAUGAAUUGGGUCUCGGCCCCUAAGCCGCUCAUGGCAGACUCGUCUUACAAUCCAGAGUUCUGGACUUGGAACGAAGAGCAGAGAAAGGCCAACAUGCAUGACUAUCACUUUUGCUGUAACGAGAAUGAGGUCCUCUUCGAUGCCGCUGAUACCCAGCUGAUUGGAGAUGUGAUGCUCGUCCAGCACUCUAUGACCACCAACUUGGCCGGCAUUCGUUGGCUCAAGAGACAGUACCAGCCCAAAGGCAUCACUGUCCGUACUCUACAUUUUCCUUACGAUUUAUAUCCGUCGCAUAUCGACUGUACAUUUGUCAGUGUCAGGCCUGGACUAGUGAGCCACUCGAGUAACUCUCUCUUUGCCCGCAUUAGUGUCCGUGGUAGGUUUUGA